Messenger RNA from Aspergillus nomiae NRRL 13137, 738 nucleotides. RefSeq names its product pyridoxamine 5'-phosphate oxidase family protein. The transcript is spliced from 2 exons. The record is from RefSeq and is a predicted model, not a curated record. NCBI's taxonomy places the organism in Eukaryota, Fungi, Ascomycota, Eurotiomycetes, Eurotiales, Aspergillaceae. The coding region runs from base 1 to 738 and encodes 245 amino acids.
AUGGUUCAAUACUUCGAAUCCAUUUCAGAUGAUUUUCGUGACUGGGCUUUACGCCAGAGCGUCUUCUUCGUGGCCUCGGCGCCUCUGCGUGGUCGCCACGUGAACCUGUCUCCGAAAGGCCUACCAGACGCCUCUUUCGCCAUUCUGGGCCCUAAUGAAGCAGCUUACGUAGAUGGGCCAGGUUCUGGCAAUGAGACGAUUAGUCAUUUGCGAGAAAAUGGCCGUAUUACUGUGAUGUUCUGCUCUUUUGACAAGUCACCGCGCAUUCUGCGACUGUUUUGCACGGGCUCAGUUGUUGAAUGGACCGAUCCCCAGUUUCCUCAAUAUUUGGAGCGCAUGGCAGGAAAACAUCUCAUAGGCGCCCGUGCUAUUAUUCAUCUGGACGUUUUUAAGGUCCAAACAUCGUGUGGGUUCGGUGUGCCACAGUUAGCUUUGACUCAUGACCCGGAGACCAACGAAGUGAAGCCAUAUCUCAAAGACCGCGAAAUGAUGGCCUAUUGGGCUGGUAAAAAGGUGAGUGCAGGCCAGAUGCGCGCGUAUCAGCAAGAGUGGAACGCUAGUAGUCUAGACGGGCUUCCUGGUCUUCAUUCCGCACUGAGAGAUAAUCACAAGAGUGUAUGGUGGGCACAGUUGGAAGGUUGGAUGAAUCGCCAUCGAUAUGAGCUGGAAACGACGAAGACUUCAAUCUUGCUUUUGUUUGUGGGUAUGGCGAUCCUGCAGUGGGCUGGGUAUAUAUAG